Messenger RNA from Musca vetustissima, 2181 nucleotides. It is a transcript of the gene Gprk1, whose product is annotated as G protein-coupled receptor kinase 1. Gene Ontology annotation, molecular function: G protein-coupled receptor binding; ATP binding; G protein-coupled receptor kinase activity. Gene Ontology annotation, biological process: G protein-coupled receptor signaling pathway; protein phosphorylation; regulation of signal transduction. Lineage: Eukaryota; Metazoa; Arthropoda; Insecta; Diptera; Muscidae. The transcript has 15 exons. The record is from RefSeq and is a predicted model, not a curated record. Bases 47 to 2149 code for a protein of 700 amino acids.
AUAAUAAUAAUAAUAACAAUAAAAAUAAUAAUAAAACGACUUCGAGAUGGCUGAUCUAGAGGCUGUAUUGGCGGAUGUCAGUUACCUGAUGGCCAUGGAGAAAAGUAAAUGUACUCCAGCAGCAAGGGCCAGCAAGAAACUGAUAUUACCCGAUCCAAGUGUUCGCUCAGUUAUGUAUAAAUAUUUGGAAAAGGAAAACGAAUUGGAAUUCCAUAAGAUAUUUAAUCAGGUUAUAGGUUACAAUCUAUUUAAAGAUUUUUGCGAAAACGAUUCUGAGGAACCCAUACAGCAAUUCAAAUUUUAUGAACAGAUCAAACAAUUUGAGAAAACCGAAUGCUAUGAAGAGCGCAAAAAAAUGGCACGUGAAAUUUAUGACAAUUUUAUUAUGGAGGAAAUGUUAUCGCACACAUAUGAUUAUUCCAAAGAUGCAGUUAUAAGCGUACAAAAGUAUUUAUUAAAAAAUGAGGUACCCACAAAUUUAUUUGAGCCAUAUAUUGAAGAAAUUUUCAGUUAUUUAAAGGGCAAACCUUUUAAAAAGUUUUUAGAAAGUGAUAAGUUUACCAGAUUUUGCCAAUGGAAAAAUUUGGAACUCAAUAUACAGUUGACAAUGAACGAUUUUAGUGUACAUCGCAUUAUUGGUCGUGGUGGUUUUGGUGAAGUAUACGGCUGCCGGAAAGCCGAUACUGGCAAAAUGUAUGCCAUGAAAUGUUUGGACAAGAAACGCAUCAAAAUGAAACAGGGUGAAAUGCUGGCAUUAAAUGAACGUUCCAUGCUGCAGGUGGUCAGCACUGGGAAUGACUGCCCUUUUAUUGUUUGCAUGACAUAUGCAUUUCAUACACCAGACAAAUUGUGUUUCAUAUUGGAUUUAAUGAAUGGUGGUGAUUUACACUAUCAUUUGUCACAGCAUGGUGUUUUCAAUGAGGACGAAAUGAAAUUCUAUGCUGCUGAGGUCAUUUUGGGUUUGGAACACAUGCACAAACGUUUCAUUGUUUAUCGAGACUUAAAACCAGCCAACAUACUCCUCGACGAAAAUGGCCACAUACGCAUUUCCGAUUUGGGUUUAGCCUGUGAUUUUUCACGCAAAAAACCCCAUGCCUCAGUGGGUACACACGGGUAUAUGGCACCCGAGGUCCUGUCAAAGGGUACUGCCUAUGAUUCAUGUGCCGAUUGGUUUAGUUUUGGUUGCAUGCUCUACAAACUACUCAAGGGCCAUUCACCAUUUCGACAGCACAAAACCAAAGAUAAACAUGAAAUUGAUAAGAUGACCCUAACCAUGAACGUAGAACUUCCAGAUACGUUUAGUCCCGAACUGAAAGAUUUAUUAGAUUUACUUCUACAAAGAGAUGUUGACAAACGUCUCGGUUGCAUGGGUAAUGGAGCCGAAGAAGUGAAAUCACAUCCCUUCUUUUCGGGCAUCGAUUGGCAUCAGGUCUAUAUGCACAAAUACACACCACCAUUAAUACCACCGAGAGGCGAAGUCAAUGCGGCUGAUGCCUUUGAUAUUGGUUCAUUUGAUGAAGAAGAUACCAAGGGCAUUAAAUUGACAGAAUCCGAUCAGGAACUGUAUAAAAAUUUCAAUCUGACAAUAUCAGAAAGAUGGCAACAAGAAGUGAUAGAAACAGUUUACGAAACCAUUAAUCAAGAAACGGAUAAAAUCGAACAGAAGAAAAAAGCCAAACAAAAGCAACAUUUCGAUGCCGAUGAAAAGGAAUCCGAUUGUAUUUUACAUGGUUAUAUUAAGAAAUAUGGCGGAUCCUUUGCCUCAUUGUGGCAAACCAAAUAUGCCAAAUUAUAUCCUAAUCGCCUAGAAUUACAUUCAGAAAGUGGUAAUAAUAAACCAGAAUUGAUAUUCAUGGAUCAAAUAGAAGAUAUCUCUUCAGAUUUUGUACCUUACAAAGGUGAACAGUGUAUUCAAAUACGAGUCAAUGAUGGUUCCCGAGAUGGACGAAUUUUACUAACAAAUCCCGAUGAAAUCGGUUUAAAAGAAUGGGCCUACUCUUUACGUUCAGCGCACAAAGUGUCACAGGAGCUGUUGGGUUCAAUGGCGAAAAAGGCCGGUAAAAUUUAUGGCAGUGAACGUGAUGGCAAUAAAUCCAUGUAUAUAUUAGGAGGAAAUUCAAUGCAGAAGAAUGCAAAUGGUGCGAAUUAGCAUCAACUUUUAGUAGUAUUAAUUUAAAACAA